GAAAAUUAAGAUUGAGCAAGGAAAAUAAUCUCUCUCUCUCAACUCUAGUUUUCCUACUUAAAGAGUUAGUUCCAAACCAAAAUGUCAUGACAAAUAAUCAGCUAACAAAUAUAGGAAAAAAGAAAGAAAGAGAAAGCAGAACAUGCAGGGAGCAUGCAUCUCCGAGAGUCAGCCAUGGUAUCUCCAUUUCGUAUGCUUCAUAGGCUUUCUCUUUCUCCUUAGAGUACUAUUCAUUCCUCUCCUAAAAUGGUUCACCACAAGAUUCCUCCUCACACCCAAGCGGCUCAAGCGGUACGGCUCAUGGGCUAUGGUCACUGGAGCCACCGAGGGGAUCGGACGCGCCUUUGCUCACGAGCUGGCCAAACACGGCCUUAACCUCAUCCUAGUCAGCAGAAACCUUUCGAAGCUCGAAUCUGUCUCUGAUGAUUUCCAACAAGAGUUUCCCCACAUCAAGAUCAAGAUCAUUCCAUUUGACUUCUCCUCUGAAGGAGGAUACGGAGCAAUCGAGGAAGGGAUAAAAGGCCUUGAAGUUGGGAUUUUGAUAAACAACGUUGGUAUUACUUAUCCACGCGCCAUGUUCUUCCACGAGGUUGACCAACUUACAUGGACCAAAAUCCUGAGGGUUAAUCUUGAAGCCACCACUUGGGUCACACGAUCACUCAUCGGACCAAUGCUUCACCGCCGCCGUGGAGCCAUCGUCAAUAUUAGCUCCGGCGCUGCCGUUGUUGUCCCUUCUCAUCCCCUCUACGCCAUCUACGCUGCCACCAAAGCUUAUGUGGAUGCACUAUCAAGAUCUCUACAUGUGGAAUAUAAGCAGUUUGGUAUUGAUGUCCAGUGCCAGGUUCCCUUAUACGUGUCAACAAGGAUGGUGUCAGAAGUGGCAGCUAUAGACAAACCUAGCUUAUUUGUACCGUCGCCUGAAGUCUACGCAAAAGCGGCGGUGGCGCAGAUCGGAAUUGGAUCACGUUGCUCGCCGUUUUGGGCUCAUUCUCUUCAGUGGUUUCUUGUUGGACUUGUACCGGAUAACCUUGUUGAUACUUGGCGUCUCUCUAUCGGACUUCGCAGAAGAAGUUUAUCUUAAUGAUCAUAUUUUCAAGUUUGUAUUUGCUCCUCCACCUUUCGUGGAUAAAUAUAUGGCCCAUUGGGCCUGACAGAAAAAACUUAUAGAACACAAUUUGCCCUUUAAUAAUAUUUCAAUGUGACAUAAAAAAA
Molecule: messenger RNA, 1212 nt
Organism: Arabidopsis thaliana (thale cress)
Lineage: Eukaryota; Viridiplantae; Streptophyta; Magnoliopsida; Brassicales; Brassicaceae
Gene: KCR2
Product: beta-ketoacyl reductase 2
Exons: 4
Coding region: 143-1081 (312 amino acids)
Cellular component (GO): endoplasmic reticulum membrane; endoplasmic reticulum
Molecular function (GO): oxidoreductase activity, acting on CH-OH group of donors
Source: RefSeq, marked reviewed